AUGAACCUCUUCCAUCUAUGGCUGCUUUGGUGUUUCUUGAUUUCACUAGCGGUGAAUGGGGCUAGAGCACAACAUAAUUCAACGACCAUUAGCACGUUAAGGGAUCCGGUGGAGAGAGUAUUUUCCAGACGCAAAAGAUGGAUGCUGUUUCCUAAAGGGGCAUCUUUGAAAUUUACGGCAUCACUAAGUAAGCGGCUGCUGGCCAUUUACCCAAAGGGUUUGAAUUUCGUCUUGGAGGCGGCAUUGUAUUAUCCGAUCCCGGGAGCGCGCAUAGAUUUGAUACCCAAGCGUUUUCGAAAGCCCACCACUAAGGCUCCUAAGCCACCCGGAACAACCCCUCUCACCCUAAUCGGAAUUCCAGGUUCCUUAAUUAAAUAUCGUGCGAAACCAGCCACAAAAUUCCCUUUGGUGCAGCGAAUAGACUACAAUGUCUCCCAACUUCAGUGGCUACCCGCGAACGGGGUAAGGCCGAGUAAUGCUCCCAAAUGGAGCAAAUAUAGUUCACCUGAGUAUUUGAAUAAAUAUCAGUGGAGUCCCGACAAGCAAUUACAUUUUGUGGAGAAGUAUACUGCAAAUCCAAAUACGAAAUGGAAUAAGUGGCAGGAUAAAUAUAAUUAUUCCAACCGUUGGAACCGGCAUGACAGGUAUAUACGUUCCGAUGAGACUGACGAAAUCGAUGACAUUGAGGAUAAUCCCCAUUAUAAUACUUACCGAGGCCGCAGGGAUUUAUUUCAGCACUUUGAAGGACUGACUAAGGUGUUGGGAUUCGACAUGAAAACCUGCAUUAUGAGGGCAAUGUGUGAUAGCAAACGAUUCCUUUUGCCUCCGGGAUACUCAUUGACACACGAUAUAAUGAGGGUGUUAUUCACGUUUCCGACAAUAAGUGGCGUCAAGGACGACUACAUGCGAAUCAUGGCGGCUGAUUAUGAAACAUGCGAUGCCCAUCUAAACAACAAGUGUCCCAUUAGUAUACUCGAUAUGUUUUUGAAUUCAAAAAAAUCUAUUUAA
Molecule: messenger RNA, 1008 nt
Organism: Musca vetustissima
Lineage: Eukaryota; Metazoa; Arthropoda; Insecta; Diptera; Muscidae
Exons: 3
Coding region: 1-1008 (335 amino acids)
Source: RefSeq, a predicted model, not a curated record